This is a messenger RNA of Homarus americanus (American lobster), 1758 nucleotides long. RefSeq names its product cationic amino acid transporter 2-like. Lineage: Eukaryota; Metazoa; Arthropoda; Malacostraca; Decapoda; Nephropidae. Gene Ontology annotation, biological process: amino acid transport; transmembrane transport. The coding region runs from base 1 to 1758 and encodes 585 amino acids. The transcript has 5 exons. Gene Ontology annotation, molecular function: amino acid transmembrane transporter activity. The record is from RefSeq and is a predicted model, not a curated record. Gene Ontology annotation, cellular component: plasma membrane.
AUGUUAAAAGGUGACACUAUGUUAAAAGGUGACACUAUGUUAAAAGGUGACACUAUGUUAAAAGGUGAUACUAUGUUAAAAGGUGACACUAUGUUAAAAGGUGACACUAUGUUAAAAGGUGACACUAUGUUAAAAGGAGCGGUGUGUGCUGAGCUGGGGGUGCGUAUGCCUCGAGGGGGAGGCGUCUUCACCCACGUGUAUGCCACCCUGGGGGAGCUGCCCGCCGUCCUUGUCGCCUCCACCCUUCUCCUCGACCUCAUUCUCAUCCCCGCCAUCGCGGCACGAGGAAGCAGCGAGUACGUAGGAGGGGCCACGGACCAAUGGAUGAGUGACGUGGUCCAGACGAGGCUACCAAUCCUACAUGAGUGCCGCUACUUGGCCCCUCAUCCUGACCUGUUGGCAGCGGCACUCCUCAUCUUUUCUACUCUCAUGGUCGUUGCUGGCACUAAGCUGGUGUGUCAGGUAGGCGCGGCGGGUGUGGGCGUGUCGCUGCUGGUGCUGAUAGCCGUGGCCUUCACCGCCCUCCUCCACGCUGACGCCCAACACUGGACACACUCGCCAGGCUUCUUCCCCUACGGCCUACACGGGGUUGUGGGCGGGGCGGCCGUGCUGAGUGUUAGUGUGGGCGGCGCCCACCACGCCGGGCUGUUGGCAGGAGAGUGUAACCGUUAUUCCCGUGUUGUGACGUGUGUGGGCGUGGGCGUGGGUGUGACGGCCCUGCUGGUGCUGUUCCCGUGUGCCGUGGGUGCCACUCUGGCUUCCUCCUCCCUCCCCUCUACGGCGCCCCUCACUCACCUCUUCCCCGGCUUGUCAUUGGUUGGCAUGCGCGCCCUGGUGGGCGUGGGGGCUGUGGUGGGGCUGUGGGCGGGGAUCAUCGGGGGGCUGCUGGCAGGGUCACGCCUCACGCACCGUCUGGCGUGUGAUGGUCUGGCGCCCCGCUGCCUGAGUCGUGUGUCCAACCACACCGGCACGCCCUGGGUGGCUGCCCUCCUCUGCGGCGCCGCAGCUUCUUUCACUGCCGCAGUCUCAUCAUCUUGGCUCUUGCUACGGGCUGCGGGUGCGGGGAGCGUGAGUGCGGGCGUGGUGGGGGCGGCGGCGGUGCUCGCCCGCAGGUACCGCCCCGAGAACUCUCGCCACCCACUAGAGGUGACGCAGUGUGAGACGCCGCCCGCCCUCUCCCACAGCGCCAGUAGUCUGGCAGACUUGACGGAACUCGCGCCCGCCGCCCACCACGACUACCUCAGCAAUUUUGACGAUGCUGAACCUCGCCAGGUGACUGUGGAAUGGGCGGCCGGCACCUGGGUCUCUGCCAUCUUUGAGCCGCCCAUGCCACCCACCUGGGCGUCCUGGAGGACGGCAAGGUUCCUGAUGGGGACCUAUAUAGUAAACUGUGUGGCAGGUGUGGGCGUGGUGAGGGGUGCCAAGGAGCUGGACAUAGGCAUGUGGGCGUGGGCGGGCGUGGCACUGUGCGUAUGUGGGUGUCUAGUGUGCGGGGUGGGACUGUGGUUACAGCCCCGCCACCCACCGCCCUCCCCCACCCAGCAGGACGCCGCCCCACUCCUGCCUCUGCUAGCCAUCCUCGCCAACAUCUUGCUGCUGCUACACUUGCCGCUCACCGCCCUCGCAGCCGCGUGUGCGGUUUGGGCGGUGGCGGGGGCGGCCUGGCUUCUACGAGGCCGCAACCGCAGCAUGGAGGCCGUCCUCAGCCGUGCCCUCCUUACCCACCCCGGCCACCAGUCCCCAGCUGACCUCCUGUAG